AGCAGAGACUUCAGGGGCGCAACUGUACAUGCAUGGACGUUGUGUACUAAAAACACUGGAAAAUAAAUUUAAAUUUCCAGUCUGCCAACUGUCAUUUUCCCCUCCGUCAUUCAUUGACAAGUCCAGCAUAAACAUUGCUAAGUCGAUCAAUGUCACUUCGGCUGUUUACAACAUUGGCCAGGUUUCUCUUGAUGAACAACAUCUCCAGCAUCAUUCUCUUUGAGUAGACACGGUGCGUGUCCAACACCUUGGUGUCCCCGAAGGCGAAUUCGUGGUGUGGAUCUGUGUCAUAGACAUGGGCACACAGCGAGGUACAAGGCACACAUUCACAUCCGUAGAUCUUGCAAUCCUCUUCCUCAUCUUCUCCGUGACACCCGGAAUGUGCACCAACGACCGGAAAGGCCCUGGGUCCACCUCCACAGCCGGAACACCGUCCUCCGGACGACGCUGUCGAUCAUGCUCACUCAACAAUCUCCUGAUGAUCUUGGGCGGAAAAUCGUUCUUCCUGAGGAGAGAAAACAAUUGCGAGUCCACAUCCACGUCAGGCUUAGUAGUGAGUCCCCUCACUCUCUUCACCAAGUUUCUUCCCACAUUGACAAUCAUGUUGAAGAGUGAACUGCAACUUCGGAUGGAAACUAUUCACCCUCAACAGCAUAUCAUCGACGUCAUCCUCGUGGACAAACACAAGAAGAUCAUCCACAUACUUUUUGACGCAAUCAAUUCUCAGCUGGGAGCACUUCAGGGUUUCAUCAAGGAGUCUCUGAAGCACCACGUCAGCGACGAUGGGGCUGAUUGGAGAUCCCAUGGCCACGCCAUCAAGUUGAAGGAAGAAUUCUCCAUCGUACAGGAAAUAACCCGAUGUCAAGCAGAACUUCACCAAUUUCAGGAAAUCCCCUUUUGUGAUCUUUGUGUGAGGCUCAAUCUCCGAGAAACGCCUGUCAAUCUCUUCAAGAGCCAAAUCAACAGGAACGUUCGUGAAUAAAGAUAUUACAUCUAGACUCA
Lutzomyia longipalpis is the source of this 1002-nucleotide messenger RNA. RefSeq lists its product as uncharacterized. The coding region runs from base 296 to 982 and encodes 228 amino acids. NCBI's taxonomy places the organism in Eukaryota, Metazoa, Arthropoda, Insecta, Diptera, Psychodidae. The record is from RefSeq and is a predicted model, not a curated record. The transcript is spliced from 3 exons.